AGGGCGACAGGGGAGACUUCCGUUCGUGCAUUUUACUUGCAGAGCUUGGAGAUGUAGCGCGUUUUCAAAUAGCAUCGAACUGUAUAGCAUAAUUGAAAUGACGUUAUUAACCAAGCAACUGUUGAAAGAUAUGACGGGCUGCUGAGACGCAGGCAACACAUCACACUAAUUGGCCAUGGACAGUAAUGAAAGUGUCAAAAUACUUCGAUUAAAUGCAACGAAGGCCGGCUUGCAAGGUGUCGACAAGGAAUUCGUAAAUAAGGUGAUCCAAGAAAUUUCCAAAGGAACACCGUACUAUGAACACCAACAGAAACGCCAGCAAAGAAUUGACAAGAAGGUCGAAGCCAUGCUGUGUGAGUUGAGCAAACUGUCUCCUGCACAGAUACAACCAGAAGAAGAAAAGAUGAACCACUUGGCAGAGAAAAUGGAACGAAGCCGAAAUCUUGAUCGAGUGAUCGUCCACAUUGACAUGGAUGCUUACUACGCUGCAGUCGAAAUGCGCGACAACCCUGCAUUGCGCGAUGUACCAAUGGCAGUCGGGUCCAUGGGAAUGUUGUCAACAUCGAACUACGAGGCCCGCAAGUUUGGUGUCCGAGCGGCAAUGCCAGGUUUCAUCGCUAAGAAGUUGUGCCCAUCCCUGGUUAUUGUCCCACCCAAUUUUGAAAAGUAUACAGCUGUGAGUGCAGAUAUACGGCGCAUAUUGGUACACUACGAUCCGAACCUGAUGCCGGUGAGCCUGGAUGAAGCGUACCUCGAUAUCACAGAAUACUUGGUUGAACGUCUCAAUCAGGACGUCACUGCAGAUGACAUAGUAGAAGCAACUGUGAAACAAAUACGUCACGAAAUUUUCAAAGCAACGGGACUAACUGCGAGUGCCGGUAUAGCACCAAAUACUUUCCUCGCAAAAGUGUGCUCCGACAUUCGCAAACCCAACGAUCAGUACCGACUGAUAGGUGACAGGGAUGUUGUGAAAGCCUUCGUGGAUACUCUUUCCAUCCGGAAGGUCCCUGGCAUAGGAGCUGUCCAGGAACAGCUUCUCCAGUGCCUCGGUGUGAGGACAUGCGGUGACCUUUGGGGAAAACGGGGCCUCAUUGGACAUUUCUUUAGCCCCAGCUCUGUUCAUUUCUACUUGAGGGUAUCGUUAGGUCUUGGCUCUACACUUGUCCGAUGUGAUUCUAGCCAGAAGUCUAAAAGUGUUGAAGAAACAUUUGCAGAGAUGAGCUCCCCAUCAGACCUCUUUUGCAAGUGCUCGGAAUUGUGCCAAAGGCUUUGCGAACAGUUAGCAGAAGACAAAAUAUCCGGCAAGGUGGUGACACUGAAGCUGAAGACUGUAUCGUUUGACGUGAUGACACGAAGUGUGACGCUGGAACUUCCCACGCGAGAAUUAGGACCGGUUCAACAGGCUGCAUUUCGUCUUCUGAGACACGAAAUAGACAGUCUGCAUCCUGAUCCACUUCGUCUACGUCUCAUGGGUGUACGUUUAGCAGGUCUAGUUGAAGAGAACACUCAGAAGUCAGCUGUGCAACCAACCCUCUCCGCCUUCCUGUCACAGAAAUCAGAUAUCACUUGUCCUGUGUGCCAAAAGGCACUGCCAAUGUCAAGCUCCGAGGACAUCAACUCUCACAUAGAUAGCUGCCUCGGUGACACAGCUCCGGAAGAUUGUACCAGCAGCACCAACCUUAACAUGUCAGUACAGUGCAGUGGCCUGCAGACAGCAUCUGAAACUCAAGACUCUAGUUUGAAUGAUAGUGCAGGAAGUUGUUUCCUCAAUUUAACGGAUCAUGAUACAGAGGAGAGAGUUUCACAGAUGCCCCUUAGAUGCCCUGUCUGUGAAUUUCCUCUGAAAGACACGGAUCAAAGAAAAAUAAAUGAACACAUCGACACUUGUCUCAGCAAGCCAGCAAUUAAAGAAAUGCUGUCAUCUCAAGAGUGCGCCGUGACACCGCAGGCAUCGGAAAAGAGGAAAACGCCCACCUCCCAGCGUUCUCAGCGGUCGCAGAAGAGGAUAAAGCCAAAUUCUGAGACACCAUCUAACACUAUCACUCGCUACCUCUCUCAGUCAUCUUGAUUGUGUCAAGUUACGCUCAAAUGGGAGUCAUUUUCUACGAGUGAUUAUUGCUGUGUAGUGACAAUCUGAUAUUUAUAAUAGGAUUAGAUUAGGAACUCAGGGACACGUUUUCUCCAGAUGUACACCAGCUGGCUAUUCUAUUCCUACCUUCGCUAAGACUAGGAGUGUGACUACGCAAAUUUCUUGAUAUAUGAAUCAAAUGAGAGUCUACCUGAUAUAAGCUUCAAGUGGAAGAAAGCUUGCAAAUACUAAUGCGUGCCACCACGGACCUCUACACUAACAAAAUCUGGGACUGUGCAAUGGAUAUUGCGCCCUCGACUGCUGAAGGACCCAUUUUGGUGAGCUAAGUCACAGGAGCAUGCUUUUUUGGGACAGUGUGGAUCAGUUGCAGCAAAAACUUGAACAUCCAGGUUUUCCUUACGUUUUUUUGUAAAGACAAUGAGUUCUUUCUUUCUUUUUUUUCCACCGAGUUCUGGAUAAGCGGGGCACGACUAGUUCGUGUAGCUCAGUGAGGAGUGCAUAUUUGUACUUGAGAGUGGAAAUGUAGUUUAUGCAGUGGAUUAGUUAUCUCUCUCUCUCUCUUUCCAUGUCAUUGAAUAGAGGGGCGGAUCUAUGGGUCGCCGGGACGCCCUGACUCUCCCCCAGUUCCUGUCAUCACCACUUUAAUUUGUCAUUGUCUGUUUCGAAUGAUCUUGUGCAACGCAUGUAGCGUGUCCUAGACUAGGUCCCUCUUCAGAAAAAUCCUGAAUCCACCCCUGAUUGAAUGCCACUUCAGAGUUAUUUCAGAGUGUAUUGCUUUGUAAUAUGUUUGUAUUUCCAUUACUCUUGUGCAGUUUUGUUUCUUCACCAACAUUGAACAAGCUGUCUAUAUGCAUAAAUACUUUUGACAAUAUUUGCCUCAAGAUGCCGAUCGAUGGUCUAUUAUGCGAUGGCAUUGACACAAAUUUUAGGCCACUGUGUACUUGGGAUUGAAUCCAAUAGAGAAGUAUAUAACGUAGCUCUCACUUGAUUUUUCCCAGAUGUUGUGAAAAUACAGCAGCUGUUACUUUCAUUGUGCACUGAGACUGCUUUUUACGUGAGCCCAUCGCAGUUAAAGUAUCCUAAUUGUUCAUAUUGUGCUCAUUCUCUAGGUUGAACAUCCCCAAAAGUUGAAUGCAAAUUGUGUUGCAAGUGUCACGUAGUAAAGUUAUACUGUUAAUA
Molecule: messenger RNA, 3268 nt
Organism: Ornithodoros turicata
Lineage: Eukaryota; Metazoa; Arthropoda; Arachnida; Ixodida; Argasidae
Product: DNA polymerase kappa-like
Exons: 9
Coding region: 176-2068 (630 amino acids)
Biological process (GO): error-prone translesion synthesis
Cellular component (GO): nucleus
Molecular function (GO): DNA-directed DNA polymerase activity; damaged DNA binding
Source: RefSeq, a predicted model, not a curated record